Lingula anatina is the source of this 1621-nucleotide messenger RNA. RefSeq lists its product as uncharacterized. Gene Ontology annotation, biological process: regulation of DNA-templated transcription. Gene Ontology annotation, molecular function: RNA polymerase II cis-regulatory region sequence-specific DNA binding; DNA-binding transcription factor activity, RNA polymerase II-specific. The record is from RefSeq and is a predicted model, not a curated record. NCBI's taxonomy places the organism in Eukaryota, Metazoa, Brachiopoda, Lingulata, Lingulida, Lingulidae.
AGCUAGACCAGGACCGAGCAACAUGUGGCUGUCGGUGUUACCUACAUUUAUGCUCUUUCUCCCAACUAUAUGCGAACAGUGAAGAUCAAGCAAGCAUACAAGUAGCGCUGCUGAAGAAAUUGAGAACAUCAUGCAAGAAUACCAGUGCCAGGACUAUAAAACAUUAAUUGUUUCCCCUGAAAAUGCUUCUGUUGUUCCUGAAAGAAUUCAUGCUGAAAAGAAAAUAUACAAAUGCCAGUACUGUGAUAUGACAUUUACUCGAAAACAGCAUUGCACUAAACAUGAAAUAAUUCACACUGGAGAAGAUCCAUUGAAAUGCCAGCACUGUGAUAAGACAUUUAAAAAUAAACGGCAUUGCAUUAUUCAUGAAAGAAUUCACACUGGAGAGAAACCGUACAAAUGCCAGCACUGUGAUAAAACAUUUGCUCAGAAACAGUAUUGCAUUCAACAUGAAAGAAUUCACACUGGAGAAAAGCCCUACAAAUGCCAGAACUGUGAUAAGACAUAUAGAAAUAAACGGAGUUGCAUUGAACAUGAAAGAACUCACACUGGAGAGAGACCAUACAAAUGCCAGCACUGUGAUAAGACAUUUAAAAGUAAACGACAUUGCAUUAUUCAUGAAAGAAUUCACACUGGAGAGAAACCAUACAAAUGCCAGCACUGUGAUAAAACAUUUGCUCAGAAAGAGCAUUGCAUUCAACAUGAAAGAAUUCACACUGGAGAAAAGCCCUACAAAUGCCAGUACUGUGAUAAGACAUAUAGAAAUAAACGGAAUUGCAUUGAACAUGAAAGAACUCACACUGGAGAGAGACCAUACAAAUGCCAGCACUGUGAUAAGACAUUUAAAAGUAAACGACAUUGCAUUAUUCAUGAAAGAAUUCACACUGGAGAGAAACCAUACAAAUGCCAGCACUGUGAUAAAACAUUUGCUCAGAAAGAGCAUUGCAUUCAACAUGAAAGAAUUCACACUGGAGAAAAGCCCUACAAAUGCCAGUACUGUGAUAAGACAUAUAGAAAUAAACGGAAUUGCAUUGAACAUGAAAGAACUCACACUGGAGAGAGACCAUACAAAUGCCAGCACUGUGAUAAGACAUUUAAAAGUAAACGACAUUGCAUUAUUCAUGAAAGAAUUCACACUGGAGAGAAACCAUACAAAUGCCAGCACUGUGAUAAAACAUUUGCUCAGAAAGAGCAUUGCAUUCAACAUGAAAGAAUUCACACUGGAGAAAAGCCCUACAAAUGCCAGUACUGUGAUAAGACAUAUAGAAAUAAACGGAAUUGCAUUGAACAUGAAAGAACUCACACUGGAGAGAGACCAUACAAAUGCCAGCACUGUGAUAAGACAUUUAAAAGUAAACGACAUUGCAUUAUUCAUGAAAGAAUUCACACUGGAGAGAAACCAUACAAAUGCCAGCACUGUGAUAAAACAUUUGCUCAGAAAGAGCAUUGCAUUCAACAUGAAAGAAUUCACACUGGAGAAAAGCCCUACAAAUGCCAGUACUGUGAUAAGACAUAUAGAAAUAAACGGAAUUGCAUUGAACAUGAAAGAACUCACACUGGAGAGAGACCAUACAAAUGCCAGCACUGUGAUAAGACAUAUAUAAAGAAACAAAAUUGCAUU